Oryzias melastigma (Indian medaka) is the source of this 6362-nucleotide messenger RNA. It is a transcript of the gene ly75, whose product is annotated as lymphocyte antigen 75. NCBI's taxonomy places the organism in Eukaryota, Metazoa, Chordata, Actinopteri, Beloniformes, Adrianichthyidae. Bases 205 to 5367 code for a protein of 1720 amino acids. The record is from RefSeq and is a predicted model, not a curated record. Gene Ontology annotation, molecular function: signaling receptor activity. The transcript has 35 exons.
UUUUCAUCGCUAAGGCGCUCGAACUCGACAGGAAGUUGAAGGUGCAGCUUGACAGCAUCCCAGCCUCUGACAGCUGACAGAACUGGGAGAGGCUGUUACCGAUCACUUCGUUCGGAGUUCCGGGCCAUUGACCGGCCCGACUUCACCGCCCCACACCCAGCGGUGCCACUUCCUGCAUGAGUCCGUCCCGGUCCUGGCUCGACCAUGCCGAGACUGUCCGGAGCGACCCUGUACCUUUGUCUGCUCGCGCUGUUGGAGGCGGACAACACCGGCGCGAGCGCUUUAGAUGAGGAUACUUUCUCUAUUCAGCACUCUGGGACGGGAACGUGCCUGAGUGCACAGGCCCCUGCACAGCUGAUCCUUGCCACCUGCGACCCCAAAAACUCCUUCCAGCAAUGGAAGUGGAGCUCAGGUCAUCGGCUCUUCCACAUGGGCACGUCGCUCUGUUUGGCUAUGGAACUCCCAGUCAAGAAGGUGUACUUAACUGACUGCGGCUCCACCGACCCGUUGUGGUGGCAAUGUGCAGACGGAGCUCUUUUCACCGCUUACCAAAUGACUCUGUCGCUCAGUGAAGGCAAGUUAGUGGCCAAGCGAGAGUCUAAUGACACUUGGGUAAUAGGAGGAUCCCAGAGCAACAUCUGCACUAAGCCUUAUCGUGUUGUCCACACCACAGAUGGAAACUCAGCUGGCCUCCCCUGCGAGUUCCCCUUCAAGUACAACGGCAGCUGGCAUCACCGAUGCCUUCCUGACCCGGACGUACCUGGACGGACUUGGUGCGCUACCACCGCUGAUUUCGAUCAAGAUAAGAAGAACGGGCAGUGUCUGAUUCCUGAAGAGAACUGCAACACCCUGUUUGAAGGGCCAGUAGGAGACUCCUGCUAUGAGUUUGUAGCCACGGCUGCAGUGACCUGGCACGCCGCCUUGGACUCGUGUCGGAGUCAGGGAGCUGAUCUCCUCAGUCUGUCCGACACCGACAGUCUCACCAAUUUGAGCGGCUUCAGCAAAAUGCCAUCGAAGAUGUGGAUCGGCCUUCAUCAGCUGGACACUUCUCAGGGCUGGCAGUGGUCGGACGGGUCCCCCCUCUCUUUCCUACGCUGGGAGAAAGAUAUGCCACCCACUUCAUUGUUAAUCGAGGCGGACUGCGGAGUUCUGAACUCUAAACAGAACUACGAAGCGGAGUCAUGCAACCAACGACUGCCCUACGUCUGCAAGAAGAGGCUGAAUCAUACAGACGCAGCAGCAGCAGAGUCUUUCAUCUAUAAUGAAACGGUGUGUGAAGACAACUGGGUAUCAUGGAGCGGUUUCUGUUACAAGUUGGUAAAAGACGGGCCCAAGAACUUCACCGAUGCUCAGAACCACUGCAGCGUCUCUGAGGGGGGAGCAAUUUUAGCCAGUUUCCAUUCCAUUGACAGCAAAGAGUUGAUCAGCACCAAGUUCCAUGCAGACAGCAACAUUUUGAACGUGUGGAUCGGUCUGAUCGGUGUCGGCUUGAACCCCACGACCUUCAAAUGGACGGACGAGAAGCCUUUGACCUUCACUUACUGGGACCAGAAACAGCCCAUGCAGCCCUCUCAGACGUCCUCCUGUGUCUUCUACUCUGGAAAGUCUCACGGCUGGCAGGUUGGUGUUUGCACACAGAAGUUGCCCUUCAUGUGUCAAAAGACAGGAGAGCUCAGGGAGUCACCAGCGGUGGUCGGAUGCAGCUUUAAAGAUGGUUGGAGGAGACAUGGCAACUCCUGUUAUAAAGUGAACACAGAGCAAGUUCCCUUUAAAGAUCACUGUAACAUCACUAUAAGAAACAGGUUCGAACAGGCCUUUAUCAACCGGUUACUUGGCGAGCACAUCAAAACAGAACCUCAGUAUUUCUGGAUCGCGCUGCAGGACAUCAAGAACACAGGAGAGUACCAGUGGAUAAGCCCAGAUGGGUCACCCGGUGUGGUCACAUACACCAACUGGGGCUGGGCUAACCCAGCACAGGAUGGAGGCUGUGUUGUGAUAACCACCAGAAAACCCUUGGGCAGCUGGGAAGUGAAGAACUGCACGUUUUUUAAAGCUGGAACCAUUUGUAAGAAAGACCUCAGCCCGCCUCCACCUCCAGAACCGGAACCAAACCCAAACGCAACCUGCUCUGAUGGAUGGGUGUCCAGACAAGGCAUCAGAUACUGCUACAAGGUGUUUCAUGAGGAAAGAGUCAGCCGGAAGCGUUCUUGGGAAGAAGCCAGGAGGUUCUGUCAGGCUCUGGGAGCCGAUCUACCGAGCUUCACUAAUGUGACAGAGAUGGUGGCUCUGCACAACAUCAUAAGAGAAACUAUCAGCAAUAAUCGGUACUUCUGGGUAGGCCUGAACAGGAGAAAUCCAGAUGGUUUCUCCUGGGAGUGGAGUGACGGUCGACCCGUUUCCGUGGAUGUUUUACAUCAAGAUUUCAUUGAGGAUGAUGUUUACAGUCGGGAUUGCACAGCAUUCAAGACCAUGAGGAAUAGCUUAACUCACCUGCUGAUGUACGUGCUUCAUGACGUCGUGGUCGCACCUUUCUAUGCCAGACCGUUCCACUGCGACGCUCAGCUGGAGUGGGUCUGCCAAAUACCCCGCGGAAUCGACCCAAAAAAACCUGAAUGGUACAAUCCAGAUCCCCACCACGAGACGUCCAUCUUCGUCGACGGAUCAGAGUUUUGGUUUGUAAAGGAACCAAAGUUGGCUUUUGAGGAAGCCAUGCUCUAUUGCAAUCAAAGUGGCAGUAAACUGGCAGUUCCUCUGAGCUCGAGCGCUGCUACGAAGAUUCAGGCGCAGCUUCAGCAGUUGACGGGGACCCAACAAAACUGGUGGAUCGACAUGAGGCAGAGUGUGCGAGGCUUCGCUCCGUCCUACGCCCAAAAGUACUUCUAUCGCUCCUUCCUCUUGGGUCAGUGCACCGCCAUCAGUACGGACGGUCCCCUUUCACAGUUUAGUUGCCAGCAGAAAUUCCCCUUUGUCUGUGAAAGACGCAACAUCACAUUAGUGGAGAAAAACCCUCUGCUGCCUCAGCCUGGAGGAACAUCCUGUAAAGCCAACGCCUUGUCCUUCAGAAAUAAGUGCUACACACUGAUGAAAUUUGACGUCGCAAUGCCGUUCAAAACUGCCAGUGAGGAAUGCCAGUCUCUAGGGGAAACCUUGGUCACAAUAACCGAUCAGGUGGAACAAGACUUCAUCAACACCCUCCUGCCAAAGAUGAGAAACAUGUCCAAAAUAUGGAUCGGCCUGAAAAUCCGUCCGGGUGAGAGCUCGUGGGUGGACCAAUCUCCGAUCACCUACUUGAACUUUAACCCCCUGCUGCUGGGAAUGCAGAGGGGCAUAGACUCCAUGAGUUUGGACAUGUGCGUGUUCCUGAUCAAUAACGGCAGCUCUGAAACGCUGGGCACCUGGGAUUAUUCUUCCUGCAGUCUGCCACAGAAUCUGGGAAUCUGCCAACAUUACGCCGAUAAAGUGGAGCACGUUGUCUCUGAGAAGCCUUUCAAAGUGAACGGCCAGACCUUCCAGUUGAUUUUCCAAAACCUCACUUGGUUCAACGCUCUGGAGAAAUGCAAGAACAUUGGAAUGGUUCUGGCGAGCGUGUCCGAUGUCUUAGUGCAGUCUUCCCUCAGUGUCAACGUCAGCAAUGCCCAAACCCCCAUGUGGAUCGGCCUUCAUAGCAAAGAUAAUGGAAUGAACUUCGUCUGGGCUGACCACAGUCACACGGUGUACAGUCGCUGGUCUUCCGAGGCCAGCGAAGGCUUCUGUGUUUACUUGGACACCGACGGCUUCUGGAAAGCCACAGAGUGUAUGGAGGAACUCGGUGGGGCCAUCUGCUACAAACCAAACGAUCCCAGCAUCACUCCCAGCCAGGGCUCUGUGAAGUGUCCUCACGCCAUGAAUGGACCAAACUGGAUCCCCUGGGGGAAGAACUGCUACACCUUCCAGCUGGUGCCUUCACGAUGGGACUCAUUUCAGAGUGACCCAAUCAACAACACCUGCACCAAACUCCAUCCAGACGCCGACAUCCUGACCAUUCGGAACGAAGAGGAGAACGAGUUUGUUCGGAGAAUGCUCCAAAACUUCCAGUCCUUGGUUCAGUUUGUCUGGCUGGGAAUGUUCAAAGAUGACGUUGAUAACCAGACGCGGUGGUACGAUGGCACCGUUGUCCAGUAUUCCAAGUGGGAAGGAGGCAGACCAUUCUUGGAUUCCUCCUUCAUGGCCGGUAUCACCACCGACGGCACCUGGAUCCUCAUCACAAGCGAGAAUAUGUAUGCAGAGUUCAAGCAGAAGACGAUUGUGAGCUGCAAGCUGGAUAACGAAGUCAAACAGGAGUACAACCGAUCGCCUAAAGACUUCCAACACUACGGCAGUUUGACCUACAAGGUUUUAACCAAAAAACUAAACUGGUACCAGGCCGUGCAGGAGUGUAGCGAGCUUGGCGGCCACCUGGCGAGUAUCCACGACUUCAAGCACAACUCUCACGUUAAGCUUCUGGCUAAAACGGAUGGCUUCAACCUGUGGAUUGGCCUUUCUAAAGUCAGUAGCGUGGGCUACGAGUGGUCUGAUGGGACGAAGUUCGGCUACUCUCACAACGGCUUUAAUGCACACGGAGGCUCCAGCUCGGGCCAGCUGGAGGCCAGCUGUGUCUUCAUCACCCCGAACGGAACCUGGAUGAACACCAGCUGCAACACUAUGAUGGACGGCGCCAUCUGCUACACCACCGCCGUCACCACCCCCACACAAAGAGCUAAACUGAAAGCUGCUGCAGAAAGCAACCACUGUCCUCAAAGCAAAGGAGACUCCAAGUGGGUCCAGCAUCAGAGCCACUGUUACGCAGUUGACAUGCAGUGGUACAACUACUCAAUCUACAGCAUGGAGGAUGCCAAGGCCAUCUGCAAGAAGAUGGAUGCUGAGCUGCUGACCAUCAAAUCCAAAGAAGAGAAUGACUUUCUGGAAAAGAGUCUCAGUGAUGACCCUCUCAUCACCACACAUGUAUGGCUCGGCGUGCAACUUGAUUCCCAAGGUAAGCCGCUUUCCUGGCAGGAUGGCUCGGAUCUGGCCUACAGUAACUGGAAGUCGGAGGAGACUCUCUCCGGGAAGCAGUUGGAGCGCCCCUGUGCCGUCAUGAUGGCAGCAGAUGGUGGGGUCUGGAAUCUGGUCAGCUGCAAGACGACCAGGAGUCGGGUUGUCUGCAAAACUCAAGCAAAGUCUGCAGGCUCCCCCGUGGCCCUGGGUCUCUUCAUCAUCGUCACCAUCGCUCUGGUGCUGACCAUCGCCUAUAUCAUCAAGAAGAAAAGACACCACUUCACCCCCACCAUCCGCUACCAGAGGACCUUCGACCACUCAGACGCCACCAGUAUAAUAACAGAUGCUGACUGAGCUUGCUCGACUAAUCAGCCUCAGGGAAUAUCCAUAAACCUGCCUCACGAGCAUUUUACUUUCACACAUCCAAACUUUUUUAUUUUCUUUUUCCUGCUGGACUUUUUUUUUAACUGUAAAUAGUGAAUGUGAAUAGCUGGCAGUAUUUUCUCUUUUGAGAUUUUAGUUUUUUGUUUUCUCUCUAUACAAGGGCUGGAGGUGACUCUGUAAUCCACGUGGAUUUGCACUGAUGCAUGAGCUGACUUCAAACUGAAACGUAGCGCGCCAUUUACACUGUGUGGUGUUCAAAAGGAAUUGAAUCAAACUGAAGUGUUUUGACUCCAACUAGAAACUGAUGAUGCUGGAAGAGGAGCAUUGAACUGCAGGGGAUCCAUCAACUCUUCAAAGGAAACACAGUUUGUCGAUUUCAGCAGCCAAUAAUAUCCUCCACAACUUAAGGAUUUUACUUGCCUUUUCUGACCGUCUGAAUUUUUCAAGCUAAAGUUUACCAGCUGAUUUGUUUUGGGGUUUUUUUAUAAAUGAGACAAACAAUUCACCUUCGAUUAGAUUUAUUGAACUAAUUUAUACUUCUCCUUAACUUCCAGGGAUAAAUGAGUCGAUUAUUGUUGAUGGAUAAGGAAAAAAACUGACUUUGAGGCCUUGUGAUCAAGCUUUAAUGGUAGGAAAACGUCUUAAUCUCUCAUGUGCAUCUGUUUUAUGCGCACGACUACUGAUCCAAGCAUGCACUUUAAAAUUGUGAGGGGAAAGCAGUUCCUGCAAUAUGUUGAAGCACAAAGUGAGUUGUUUAUUUUUUUCAGAUUGCACUGUUUGCUUUGUAAAUAUGAGGUUUUAUAACUUAAGAGUGAACCAAAGAUGCUUACUAUGUCAAGUGCCUGCAUUUUACCUUAAUGAACUGCCUUAAAAACAUGUUUUUAAUGCUAACCAUCACUCCUACUUGUCUGUCAGCUUUAAUCAGGUACGCCAAACUUUCAAUAAAAAUCAUCUUUAAACUCUUU